AUGCAUUUAUCGUCGUCUUCUUCUCGUCCGGCGAAGAAUCUCUUGUCGAUUUUCUUCAGAGCUCGAGCUUUCUCAGGAACCACCGAGAAUCCUAACCUCUUCUCUCUUCUACAUCAAUCUCCAAACGCUAAGCAUCUUCGCCAUCUUCACGCUCAUCUUCUUCGUACUUCUUAUUAUUCAAACGUUGUGCUUAGCUCCAAGCUUGUUCUUGCUUACUCAAAGCUCGAUCAUCUCUUUCCUAAUUCGCUUGCUGUUUUCUGGCACAUGCCUUAUCGGAACAUUUUCUCAUGGAAUAUAAUCAUCGGCGAAUUCUCUAGAUCGGGUUUUGCGUCGAAAUCAAUCGGUUUGUUUCUUCGUAUGUGGCGAGAAACGAGCGUUAGACCCGAUGAUUUCACGCUUCCUCUUGUUCUACGAGCUUUCUCUGCGUCUCGGGAAGCGAAACUCGGGGAUUUGAUUCAUGUGUUGUGCUUGAAACUUGGAUUUGGUUCAAGUUUGUUUGUUAGUUCAGCUUUAGUGGUCAUGUACGUUGAUAUGGGGAAAAUUUCAUGUGCACGUAAGUUGUUCGAUGAUAUGCCUGUUAGAGACUCUGUUCUUUAUACUGCUAUGUUUGGCGGGUAUGUUCAGCAAGGAGAAGCCAUCUUGGGUUUCGCUUUGUUCAGAGAAAUGGUCUAUUCUCGAUUUUCGCUUGAUUCGGUSGUAAUGGUGAGUUUACUUAUGGCUUGUGGUCAACUUGGGGCUUUGAAGCACGGGAAGAGCGUCCAUGGAUGGUGUAUCCGGAGAUGCUCUUGCUUGGGUUUGAAUCUUGGAAAUGCCAUUACAGAUAUGUAUGUAAAGUGCUCAAAACUCGCUUAUGCGCACAAACAAUUCGUAAAUAUGCCGAAACGAGAUGUGAUCUCUUGGAGCUCUCUUAUUUUAGGUUAUGGUUUGGAUGGAAACGUUGUAAUGUCGAUAAAACUCUUUGAUGAGAUGAUCCAGGAAGGAAUUGAACCCAAUACUGUCACUUUUCUUGGUGUGUUAUCAGCUUGUGCACAUGGCGGUCUUGUGGAAAAGUCUUUGCUGUAUCUCAGGCAAAUGCAAGAAUAUAAGAUAGUUCCCGAGUUGAAACACUAUGCUAGCGUGGCGGAUUGUAUGUCUCGAGCUGGUCUUCUGGAAGAAGCAGAGAAGUUUAUGGAAGAAAUGCCUGUGGAACCUGAUGAGGCUGUUAUGGGUGCGGUGUUGAGUGGGUGCAAGGUGUAUGGAAAUGUAGAAGUAGGGGAAAGAGUUGCGAGAAAGCUGAUUCAACUCGACUCUGGAAAAGCUGGCUACUAUGUAACAUUGGCUGGUCUAUAUUCAGCUACAAGUCGGUUUGACGAAGCUGAGAGUCUAAGGCAGUGGAUGAAGGAAAAGCAGAUUUCUAAGGUUCCAGGUCGUAGCUCAAUAUGA
Arabis nemorensis is the source of this 1422-nucleotide messenger RNA. NCBI's taxonomy places the organism in Eukaryota, Viridiplantae, Streptophyta, Magnoliopsida, Brassicales, Brassicaceae. The record is from the annotation of a GenBank genome assembly.